AUGAGCCAAAGAUUGACCGGCGCCGCGGUCGCCGAGCACAACUCCAAGGACUCGUGCUGGGUCAUUGUCCACGGAAAAGCUUACGAUGUCACCGAGUUCCUGCCAGAACACCCCGGCGGCCAAAAAAUCAUCCUCAAGUAUGCCGGCAAAGAUGCGACCGAGGAAUUCGACCCAAUUCACCCCCCAGAUACCCUCGACAAGUACUUGGACAAGUCCAAGCACCUCGGCGAGGUCGAUAUGAGCACCGUGGAGCAAGAAGAGAAGGCCUUUGACCCAGAGGAGGCCGAUCGUCUGGAGCGUGUCAAGCGGAUGCCUUCGCUCGCCGCAUGCUACAACCUCAUGGACUUUGAGGCUGUCGCUCGGCAAGUUAUGAAGAAGACGGCAUGGGCCUACUAUUCCAGCGGAGCAGACGACGAAAUUACAUUGCGCGAAAACCACCACGCUUUCCACAAGAUCUGGUUCCGCCCCCGCGUCCUCGUCGACGUCGAGAAUGUUGACAUCUCCACCACCAUGCUCGGAACCCCCUGCUCCAUCCCCUUCUACGUGACCGCCACCGCACUUGGCAAGCUCGGCCACCCCGAGGGUGAAGUCGUGCUCACCAAGGCCGCCCACAAGCACGACGUCAUCCAGAUGAUCCCAACCCUCGCCUCAUGCUCCUUCGACGAGAUUGUCGACGCCAAGCAGGGCGACCAGGUGCAAUGGCUCCAGCUUUACGUCAACAAGGACCGCGAGAUCACCCGUAAGAUUGUCGAGCACGCCGAAGCGCGCGGGUGCAAGGGUCUUUUCAUCACGGUCGAUGCUCCCCAAUUGGGUCGUCGCGAGAAGGACAUGCGGUCCAAGUUCAGUGACCCCGGUUCCAACGUGCAGUCUGGUGAUGAUGGAAUCGACCGGUCCCAGGGUGCUGCCCGUGCUAUUUCCUCUUUCAUUGAUCCCGCGCUAUCGUGGAAGGAUAUCCCCUGGUUCAAGAGUAUCACGAAGAUGCCUAUCGUGCUGAAGGGUGUUCAAUGUGUGGAGGAUGUUCUCCGUGCCGUCGAGGCCGGUGUUGAGGGUGUUGUUCUCUCCAAUCACGGCGGUCGUCAACUGGAGACCGCCCGCUCCGGUAUCGAGGUCCUUGCUGAAGUUAUGCCCGCUCUCCGCGAGCGCGGCUGGGAAAAGCGCAUUGAAGUCUACGUUGACGGCGGUGUGCGCCGAGCCACAGAUAUUCUAAAGGCGCUCUGCCUAGGCGCCAAGGGUGUUGGUAUCGGUCGGCCCUUCUUGUUCGCCAUGUCCGCAUAUGGCGUUGACGGUGUCAACCGCGCUAUGCAGCUGCUCAAAGACGAAAUGGAAAUGAACAUGCGUCUGAUUGGUGCUACACGGAUUGAAGAGCUGAACCCCAGCCUGUUGGAUACACGCGGUCUGCUCGGUGGGCAUGCCGGUGCUAUUCCCUCCGAUACGCUUGGUCUGGGUGUGUACGACCCACUCGAGGCUCCGCGAUUCAACGAGAAGGCCAAGCUAUAG
Messenger RNA from Penicillium subrubescens, 1497 nucleotides. Its product is annotated as L-lactate dehydrogenase (cytochrome). Bases 1 to 1497 code for a protein of 498 amino acids. NCBI's taxonomy places the organism in Eukaryota, Fungi, Ascomycota, Eurotiomycetes, Eurotiales, Aspergillaceae. The transcript has 3 exons. The record is from RefSeq and is a predicted model, not a curated record. Gene Ontology annotation, biological process: lactate metabolic process. Gene Ontology annotation, molecular function: heme binding; L-lactate dehydrogenase (cytochrome) activity.